CUCUAAAUGUUUUGUCCAAGCUAUUAAGAACUGUAAAAAACCCAUUUAACUCUGAAAUAUUGUUAAAUCAAUACGCGAGCAUUGUAAAAGAAACCACAAUGAGCGCAAGACCUCUACAUCUGAGAAAUUUUCCAUACUAUUUUCUCAAAGUGUUAGUUUUCGAUUUCGAGCAAUACUCAGCCGGGAAAGUCCUCUCGUACUUUUGCGCCAUCGUCCACUCCAUCAGCAUUUUCCUCCAAAUGCAUUAUCUCGUCAAAAAUUUCACCAAAGAGACAAUGUUUCAGUAUGGGUGUGUCUUGACUGUUUUAACCUACUGCGUGGUGGCUUUGUUCUUUGCCAUAGCUUCUGGAAACUUUGUCGAAAAACUAGAAUCCGAAAUAAGUAGUUUCGUCUGGCCGUUGGACAUUUGCGGAGAAGACGUGAAAGCAGCAAUUCUAAAACGGGCUUUUUACACCAGUCUUGUCGCCUAUAUAACUAUCAUCGCCUUUCCGAUUUUUUCAGUAAUCAUGUUCCCUGUCUUGGGCGACCAGAGCGACAUGUUCCUCUGUGUUCGAGUUUUUAACGAAUAUUUUACCAAGUGGUCGCAAAUUCCCAUUUCUCUCUACUUUUACAGCUUUCCGGUGAUCGCUUUUUCUGGCAUUCGGUUACCAGGAAUGCUGUUGUACGCAAUUUUAAUAACACACAUCCAGAUGUUUUUGCUGAAUCGGAGAAUUGAGCAAAUCUCGGAACUUUCAAACCAGAGACGCGUUUUUGAAACGCUUUGCUCGUGCAUUGAGCUGCAAGCCAAAUUGAAACGGUUGAUACGAAACGUCUUUCAGUUGGUGUACAUAGCCAUGCCCAUUUUUAUUCUCCUGGGGGCGGUUAGCUCAGUUUUUGUGCUAUUUUUCGUAGUCAAUAGUUUGGAAACUGCAAGUUAUUUUCUUGUCCUUCGGAUGGGCUGUUUUUUCGGUGCUAAUGUUCUGGUUGUGUUUAUUUUUUCACAGUCUGGACAGUCGUUUUCCGAUGAGACUGGGCGCAUUUUUGAUACGCUAGUUAUGUGUUCUUGGUACAAUUGGGACAAAAGAAAUAAAAAAGUUCUCUUGAUGUUUCUAGCAAAUAGUUUGGAACCAAUGAGCAUUACUAUCGCUGGUAUCACACUAGACUACAAGUUUGCACUUGCUAUGCUGAGGACCAGUUGCUCGUAUGCUUUGGUUUUGUACCAAAUGAAAAACUAAGUGAUUUUUUAUUUCGUCUCGUUUGAAACAAUUAUAUUAAUUGUCAACUGGUUUGUUUAGUUUAAAGAGAAAUCAAUGUCAUAUAAUAAAUACAGUGGGGUCCGCUAAUAACGAACUAGAUUUAAGUUCAAAGUAAAAUUUUUCAAAUUCUUUAUUUUUUUAAUUACGCCAAAAUUAUUCGAAAAUGUGAAACUAUUUUGGUCUAAAGCCAUGUAAAAUGAUCCGGGGAAUCGAUUGGCAUUGAGAAAAUUGCCAAAUUGCCAAUAGUUUUUUAGUUAUGAAUUUUUUUAAAUUUUAACAAUUUUUGCAUUUAACAGCAAUUUGUUUGAAAACUAUUAGUCGGAGAACAAUAAUCUUUUUUGAAAAAAAUAGAUACUUUAAAGAGCUUUCCAACGAUAAUACACUUCAUGGGGUUAUAUCUAAUAGUUCCGGAGCUAUUGCUCGAGAAAUGUUCCGGGUACCCAAAACCGACAAAAACUGCGACGAAAAUUGAAAAAAUCAAACAUCAAAAAAUCGAACAUUUGGACUUUUUGUGGACUUUUAACAACUUUUGUGGGUUGUUAAGACAUGUAGAAGUCCAUAAAAAUUUGCUGGAGUUAGUUUAAAAAAAAUUUUUUUUUUCGCCUCUUUGAAGGUAAGUGUAUUGCUCUGGAAAUUUGAGCAAAAAAAUUGAAAAUUUUAAAUCUCUUGAAAAGUUGGUAUAAAACAGAAAAUGAACCGCUGAAUCCAAUGGAACAAACCGCAGUGCUCUACGACUUUUAGUUUUCGAGUUAUGAAUUUUUUUAAUGAAUAAAAUUUUUCACUAUGACAAAUGGCUAGCCUAAAUUUAAGCAAAAAAUUUUUAAUUUUUAAUUCUUGUGAAAAAUCGAUAUAAUAUGUAAAAUGAGCCGUAGAAUUCAACCGAACAAACCGCAAUGCUCUACGACUUUUAGUUUUUUUUUUUAUGAAUUUUUUUAGUGAAAAACUUUGAUCGCCUCUGUAGCCGGAACCGUUGCCCGGAGCGGCUCCGGGUUUGAUCGAAAAAAUAGACAAAAUUAAGCGCUAUCAGAUGGUUUUUUGUUCGUUGCUCUAAGUCUUACAGUUUCCGAGA
Tribolium castaneum (red flour beetle) is the source of this 2304-nucleotide messenger RNA. RefSeq lists its product as uncharacterized. Gene Ontology annotation, cellular component: plasma membrane. The transcript has 6 exons. The coding region runs from base 99 to 1214 and encodes 371 amino acids. NCBI's taxonomy places the organism in Eukaryota, Metazoa, Arthropoda, Insecta, Coleoptera, Tenebrionidae. Gene Ontology annotation, molecular function: olfactory receptor activity; odorant binding. Gene Ontology annotation, biological process: sensory perception of smell; detection of chemical stimulus involved in sensory perception of smell. The record is from RefSeq and is a predicted model, not a curated record.